GAGAGCGGCCGAUGGUCUCUCUCUCUCUUUAUUUACACUCUAUCGUGUCUAGUAGACAACACAACCCGACCGCGACUCAGUGUAUGAGCCUCGAAACAGUAAAGAAAAAACCCAGACGAAAAACAUAUUUUUUUAAUAAAUAAAAACUAAAACGACAAGUGUUUUAUUGUGAUUUUAACCGUGUUUACCUUAAAAAUGGCUGCCACUAAUGUAACGUGUCGCGCCUUGGUUUUGCUCCGACUAGAAAUUACCCGUGGUCUGAGUGUUGCGUCCUUGGCUACUCCCCGAAGAUACCACAAUGAAACAUGGUGUAAACGAUGGUGGCAUAUCUCGCAAAGAGGUCUCUCAACAACAACAAGUACUUUUGGACCAACUAUCAGCCCCAUUCUUAGUAAAGAACAGAAAGAGUCUAAAGACACGAAACACCAAAGUCAACAUCAACAAAAAGCUUUGAAGGAUUCCAAAAAUGAAAAGGAUCAUCCUGUUGAACCUGACAGUACGACUCAAUCAGGUGUUACAAUUGAUUUCCAUCGAGGGUUCCCGCGAAUCACGGUACCUCUGCCAUCACGAAAAGAAAAGUGCAUCUUCAGCCUCAAACCAAUAAGCCACACAGUGGGAGAUUUUAUUCACAUGUUGAAAGCAGAAGACCGUGGAAUAGACAGAGCAUGUAUUACGACAUUAGAGGGUCUCAGAAUAUCCAGUCACAACACGAUAGAGUCACUUUUAGAGAGCGACUUUAGACUAGUCAUCAACGACGUGACUUACGAUGUCUCGCCACCUGAACAAGAAAAGUACACCAUGGAGACGAUGCAAAAAUUGUCGGACGUUCAAGUUACGGUGAGCCAACUGUACGAAACUCUCCAGUGUACCGAGCACAAUUCGAUUUUAGAAAGAGAAGUGAUAGCUGAGCUGGAGCAGGUGAUGUUGGAGCUGCAGCCACUGGAAGAAAAAAAAAUGGAGCUAGAGGUGGCUGCUGAAAGACGAGCGAACCUUCACUCUUGGAUAGGACUCGUUGCCAUGGCUGUGCAGUUUGGAAUCCUUGCAAGGUUGACCUGGUGGGAGUAUUCGUGGGAUAUUAUGGAGCCCGUGACCUACUUCGUAACAUACGCUACGGGCAUGCUCUGUUAUAUCUAUUUCGUCGUAACAAGACAAGAGUACAUGCUACCAGAAGUUAUGAACAGACGGUACUUAAAAGCAUUUCACAGACGAGCCAAAGCAGUGGGACUUGACUUAACCAGGUACAAUAUGCUCAAGGAUCAGGCCUACGAGCUUGAAACAACUCUGAAAAUAAUUCGUGGUCCUUUGUGGAAUCAUAAGAACAAAGUCGAGCAAAAAUUACGGCAAAAAAUGAGAUCAAGUAGCAGCAGCUCAAGCUCUAGUUCACGUUCUCGCUCACCAAGUUCAAGUCCUAGUCAAGAAAAAACUAAACCCACGUGAAUUAAAUAAUUAAAUAUAAAUCUUUCAUGACGUAAUUAUUUAAAUAAUAAUUAUGACUAACGACUGGCUUUAUUUAUCUAUUUUUUUAAAGCACCUACGAUUUUAUUAUUGUAAUUAUUAAUUAUAAUUAUUAUGUAUGUUUGACGAACGCUCAAUCCAGUAGACACUAUACAUCGAAUAACAUUUAGUAAAUUUAUUGAUGAUAAUUGAUAAUGGAAGGAAAAAUUUAAGGAUCAAUAACUAUUAUUGAUAGAGUCCUCAAUGGACUUUUGGUAUCGAUCGAUAGAAACUUAUUCUCCAUAAUUUGCGCAUAUCUCCAACAAUCUCUUUUAAGUCUUUGUCUUUAAAAUUGACCAAAAAUAUAAUACUUAAAUUAAUUAUUCCGCAUUGUCUGUGGAAUUAGUCUCACCCACGGGGCCAUUAAUAAAUUACUUAACUCGCUAAAUAAAAUCGCUAAAAAUGAAAUUUCUUAUUAUUAAUCAAUCAAUUCAAUAUAUUAUUGUCAUCAUCAAUAUUAGUCAUAUUAUUUUUAUUAUCGUUGAAAUAGUUUUAAAUGUGAUUUAAAUGUACUUUGAUAAAUAUGAUCUUCCACAAGUUAAUAACGAUUAUCAUUUAUACUUCAAGCAUUAUUAUACUGAUUUUAUGUUCAUAUUGUAUAGGUGUUGGUUAUAAGCAUAGUCGUUAUAUUUAAACUUCAAUUACAAUUUUGAAAUAUUAAUUUGAAAAAUAGUUUUCAAAUGAAAAAAAAAAAAAAAAAAAAAAAAUAAUAAUUUGUAAAUAAGUAUGGUUAUUAUGAAAUCAUGUUCAAGUAAAAUAUUUUUAAUUUAUUCUUAAUUGUAAUUAUUAUUAUUAUUCUGAUAAAUAUUGUGUUUGACGUCAUAAAUUGUUGUGCCAAUUUUCGUGGUUGCUCUAGUCGAAUUUUGAUAUUAUUUUCUACCUCGAAAUAAUAACCUCGUAUAUGUUAUUGAUGUCAUCAUAACGAAUAGAAGCUCUAAUAGAGAUAUUAAAGGAUUAAAAUUGAUGCUCUAUUAAUCAGUAAGAAAAAACAUCAACGCUUAUCAAUUAUUACUGUAUACAGAAUCAGUGUUUUCUUUUUAAUUAUUAAUGAUCUUUAGUUUAUAGCCUUCUAACAUACACUUGUCAUAAUCAUAAUUAAAUAUCUAACUAUAGAUUUAUAAAUUUUGUUGUUAAUAUUUUAAACUUAAAAUUGUUAAAAAAAAAGUCCUAUACUAUUCUGAAAUUUUUUCUUCAUCAUAUAUUAUUAUACUAUAGAAAUAUCUUUCACAUUUUAUCCGUCCGCGUAUAGAUACGUGAUCUAAAACCGGCAUAAUUAGACAAGCACAAUGCUUUUGCACAAAUAAGAAAAUUAAAAAUAACUAUAUUAAAAACUUAAAAAUAUAUUGGUAUGAUUUUUCUAGUUACAAAUUUAUGUCUUCUGUAAAAAUUUAAAUUUAAAUAAAAUUUUAAGCAGAUAAUAGGUAAUCAAUUUUAAUAAAUCAUUACAAUUCAUGACUCAUUUACGCACUUAGUCUCGCACUCAACUUGAACUUUUAUGUAGGGUUAAUAGUUAUAUAAAUUUCACCGUAAUCAAAUAAUUAUACAAUUAUAAAAUAAAAAAUUAUAAUGACAGAAGAAAAACACUUACAAUGUACAUUAAAAUAUUUAUUUAAUAUGCAUCGCACAAUCUUCACGCGUUCAUUUAUAUUUGUAUUUGUGAGUAAAAAUAAAACAAUUAUUAAGUAUGUUAAGUAAAAAAAGAAAUUGUUUCAGCUGUUAAUCAUUGUAAUUAAUGUAUUAAGUUGUAAAUUGUAUUUAUAUUUUUGCUAUAUGUGUAUUUUUCAGUUAGAAUAUUAAAUAGAAAAAAAAAUGAAAAAUUAAUUGAACGAAAAAAUAUGAAUAUUGUUCAACUGAAAUCUGUUAUUGUAAAAUAUGACAUUAUAGUUAAUCGAUAAUUGAAUACUUGAUAAAUCAAUCGGAGGAUAUAAUAAUUAAUUAAUAAAUGCACAUAUUUUGGUGCCAAUACUACUAAUUAAAUUCCAUUAAUUUUUUAUUAAAAGUUUAUUUUCAAAUAAAUGUUUUCCAAUAGUCAAAAUAAACUUAUGGAUAUAUGUAAUAAUUUUAAGUAAACAAAAUGCAAAUUACAAUUGUAAAUUAAUAUUAGUUGUAUUGUUUUUAGUAUUGCAAACACUCUAUGCCACAGCUAUUUUAACUCGAGCUUGUUUAAAAAAUGCCUAAUAUAAAA
Cotesia glomerata is the source of this 3679-nucleotide messenger RNA. It is a transcript of the gene MCU, whose product is annotated as calcium uniporter protein, mitochondrial. Lineage: Eukaryota; Metazoa; Arthropoda; Insecta; Hymenoptera; Braconidae. Gene Ontology annotation, biological process: calcium import into the mitochondrion; mitochondrial calcium ion homeostasis. Gene Ontology annotation, cellular component: mitochondrial inner membrane; uniplex complex. The record is from RefSeq and is a predicted model, not a curated record. The coding region runs from base 196 to 1437 and encodes 413 amino acids. The transcript is spliced from 7 exons. Gene Ontology annotation, molecular function: uniporter activity; calcium channel activity.